UUAAAUGUGUGCAUGACGUCAUCAACUGAGCGACAGAGGCAGCUGCGUGUGUACACAGUAGGGGCAGCGUGAGUUCUUUAAACCCCCUAAAAAUGGUUAAAUCUGGGAAACUUCGAUCCGGGACGAGCUCUAAACUCAAACGAUGGAAGAAAGGGCACAGCAGCGACUCCAACCCGCAGACGAACCGACACCGACAGGCUGCUAAAAGUCGCUUCUUCAGCAGACCUUCUGGAAAGAGUGACCUAACGGUAGACGCUCUCAAACUGCACAAUGACCUACAGAAAGGUUCGCUGGAGCGCCGCAAAAGCAGCCAGAAGGAAGCACGCAUGGAAGACGAGCCAGAUGAGGCGUUAUCAGACCGAACGUCGGGCACCUUCCUCAGCGGCCUGUCGGACUGCUCCAACCUGACAUUUAGGAAGGUGCAGCGGUUGUGGGAGUCCAAUUCUGCUGCUCACAAAGAGAUCUGUGCCGUGUUGGCAGCUGUAACGGAAGUGAUUCGCAGUCAGGGGGGCAAGGAGACAGAAACGGAGUACUUUGCAGCUUUGAUGACCACUCUGGAGGUGGUGGAUUCACCGGAGUCGCAAGCUGCAGUGGCAUACCUCCUCAACCUCACCAUGAAAAGGGUUCCGGGCCCGGUGCUCAUGUCCAAGUUCUCAGACACCGCCAAGGCUCUGAUGGACGUCAUGUCCAAACAGAACACGUCGGAAACUAGCUCAGCUCUUAGAUGGAUUCUGUCAUGCUUGGCUACUCUGUUGAGGAAACAAGACGCGGCUGUGUGGACGUACCCGUCCACUCUUCAGGCUUACCAUGGCCUGCUUAGCUUUACCGUGCACAGCAAACCCAAGGUGCGUAAGGCAGCACAGCAGGGCGUGUGCUCCAUCCUCCGAGGGAGUGACUUCCUGUUCACAGACAAAGCGCCCACCCAUCACCCUGCUGCAGCGACCACCGCCAAGUUCUGCAUCAAAGAGAUGGAGCAGGCAGGAGGCAGCAGAGAGGACACCACCUUGCUCCAUGUGCUUGGCCUCAUGAAAGAGGUGGUGCCGACAUUCCCCAUCGGCGCCGUCAAGUCUUGUUGUGAGAUACUGCUGCGAGUGAUGACGCUCAGCCACGUGUUUGUGACUGCCAGUGCCAUGCAGACCUUCCACAAACUCUUCAGUGGGACGCCAAGUGCCUCCAGCUUAUCACCUGAACUCAACGCACAAAUCAUCACAGCUUUGUAUGACUACCUGCCCAGUGAGAGUGACCUGCAGCCCAUGUUGGCCUGGCUCGCCGUCAUGGAGAAAGCGCACGUUCACUUAGCAAGUCUGCAGAGUUCUCUGAGUCUGGGCCACCUCCCUCGUCUGUUCUCUGCCGCCAUGUCGUGCCUGUUGUCGCCUCACACACAGGUGGUGUCUGCGGCCGCCAGCACACUCAAGACGCUGUUGACUGAGUGCGUGGGCCCUCGCAUGGAGGAAAUCGGCAUGGUAACUGCCACGGCGUCUGCAGGCAACCCCUCUUACGUCUGCAAAAUGUUUCGCAUUGUAGAAGAGGGCUUGUCCUAUCGCUUCCAUGCUUCCUGGCCAUUUGUUUUGCAAAUACUUGGUUGCUUUUACAAGGUUGCAGGCAGACAGGCACACCCCGUCAUGACCAAGUCCCUACAGUCUCUUGCCGACCUUCGUGCUACUCCUCGAUUCUCCUUCAGUGGCGAGCUGGAUCUGGCAGUAGGGGGCGCUGUGGAGAGCAUGGGUCCAGAGGUUGUUUUGGGGGUGGUGCCUCUCAACAUUACGGGUUAUGACGACGACCUGGAGUUCCCCCGCAGUUGGCUGAUCCCUGUCAUCCGUGAUCACGUCAAGAACACUCAGCUGGGCUUCUUCAUCUCCUACUUCCUUCCUCUGGCCUCCACGCUCAAACAGAGAGCUGAAGAGUUUGAACAAGCGGGUCAGAAACUAGAAGCCAAAGUCUAUCAGACUUUACAGCUUCAGAUAUGGACCAUGUUACCUGGUUUUUGCACAUGUCCCGUGGACCUGGUGGUGUCCUUCAAAGGCAUCGCCCGCUCACUCGGCAUGGCCAUCAAUGAGCGGCCCGACCUGAGGCUCACAGUGUGCCAGGCCCUGCGCACCAUUAUCAAUAAGAGUUGCAAUACGGAGGACGAAAAGGCCGAAAUGUGUCGCUUCUCCAAGAACUUCCUGCCCAUCCUCUUCAACGUGUACAGCUUGCAGCCUGCAAACGGAGAGUCCGGAGCCUACAGGAUGGCCGUCUUGGACACCAUCAAAGUCUACUUGACUGUUACAGACCCACAGAUGAUCUACACGUUCUUGGAAAAAGCCAUAGAGAGGUUGACUAGCGCAGAAACCACAGAGUUCACACGGCUGUCCAUGAUGGACCUUGUGGUUGCCAUGACUCCCUUCUUGAAUCAGCUCACCAUGGCGAAGACCUUUGAACUCAUCAGACCACAUCUGGAGACUAAAGAACCGGUGAUGCAGAAGAAAGCGUACCGCGUGCUGGAGGAGAUGUGCGCCGGAGAGCGAGACGAGUGCAGGGCGUUCGUCGUGGGCAAUCUUGAGACGCUUAAAGCGGUCCUGCUGAAGACUCUGAUACACGCCUCCUCACCAGCAAAAAGGCCGCGACUGAAGUGUCUGAUCCACAUUGUGAGAAGACUCGACCAAGAACACAAAGACUUCAUCUCAUCACUGCUGCCUGAGGUGGUCAUAUGUACCAAAGAGGUUUCUGUUGGGGCCCGUAAAAAUGCAUACUCUCUGCUGGUGGAAAUUGGAAAUGCUUUCGUGCGCUUCUGUGGAAACCAUAAAGAGGCCAUGGAGCAGUACCUGCCCUUAGUGUAUGUUGGCCUAACGGGCCCCGUCACCAUGAUCACCUGCUCAGUGAUGGCCCUCACGCGACUGGUGUAUGAGUACAAAGACGACAUAGACGUGUCCGCCAUGGAGGAGCUGCUGCACAAGGUCUGUAUGCUGCUGAGCUCGCGCACCAGAGAUGUGGUCAAAGCAGCGCUGGGCUUCAUCAAGGUCAUCAUCUUCGUCAUGGAUUCCGAGACGCUGGCAUCGCAUAUGAGUGUCAUGAUGGAAGCCAUCGGUACAAUCAACAAUGAUGUGAGACGACACUUCAGAGCCAAACUCAAGAACGUCUUCACCAAGUUUGUCAGAAAGUUUGGGUUUGAGCUGGUGAAGAGCAUGCUGCCCCCUGAAUACCACAAGGUGCUGGCCAACAUCCGCAAGGCGGAGGCUCGCACCAAAAGACGCAAGCAGGUGUCGGAGCAACAGGACGACUCGUACAGUGAAGAAGAGACCCCUAUUAAGAAGAGUGACAGUAUUGAAGAAAUCCUGGCGGACUCAGACAGCGACCUGUCAGAGGAUGAAGGCAAGGCUAGAAAGAAGAAAGGUGGGAAGCAGCAGAAGGGGCGGGCCUGGUUGAAAGAGGGCGAGGAGGAUGACCCGCUCAACUUCUUGGAUCCCAAAGUUUCCCAAAGAGUGCUUGCCACCAACCCUGAGCGGAAGAAGAGCUCCAAGGCUGAUCACGGCUUCAAGGUGACGUCAGACGGGCGACUGAUCAUCAAAGAAGACGACGACGAGGACGUGAAGCAGAAAGACGGUGAGAUAAAGGACAUUCUAGAAGAGGUUGGAGUGAAGAGUAAAAAGAGCCAAAAGAGGAAGCUAGAAGAUGAGCGAUUGGACAACAUGGACGUAGAACCUCAGCUCAAAUACAAAGCUGGUGGUAAAGGUAUCCACAGAGCUGUGGGAGCCAGCAGAGACUCUGGAACAGAGUACAAGUCAAAGAAAGGCAAAGGUGACGUGAAGAAACAAGGCAAACUGGACCCGUACGCUUAUAUUCCUCUUAGGAAGGAACAACUCAAUCGCAGGAAGCGUGCCAAACUGCAAGGGCAGUUCAAGGGCAUGGUGAAAGGAGCCCAGAAGGGGGCGGUGUCAGGUAGAAAAAUGCUAAGGCGCAAAAGAAAGGCUUAAAGGCUUCACGAAAUGGACUUUUAUGGACUUUAACUAGCGUGUUGAUAAGCAUGCUGGUUAAGUUGUGUGUGUGUGUGUGUGUGUGUGUGUGUGUGUGUGUGUGUGUGUGUGUGUGUGUGUGUGUGUGUGUGUGUGUGUGUGUGUGUGUGUGUGUGUGUGUGUGUGUGUGUGUGUGUGUGUGUGUGUGUGUGUGUGUGUGUGUGUGUGUGUGUGUGUGUGUGUGUGUGUGUGUGUGUGUGUGUGUGUGUGUGUGUGUGUGUGUGUGUGUGUGUGUGAAGAGAACGCCACAACAUGGAACUCUCACCUUUACCGUGUACUUCUUCUCUCAGCCACUAGAGAGCAGUAUAGACUUUGUGAACGAUCAACAGCAGAAGUCAUGAGUCAAUAAAAGAUAAUUUAGAUACAUUGAAGCUAUGGAAGAAUAGAAAGUAUGUGACUUCAUUAAUGACUCAUCAGGUGUUGGAGGUUUGUGUGCAACCAAAUGAGUCAUGUGACCCAGAGGUCAAUCUUGUCUGACCAGUAAAGUCAAGCCUGUUGGAGCAUCCAGUA
This is a messenger RNA of Nerophis lumbriciformis (worm pipefish), 4502 nucleotides long. It is a transcript of the gene rrp12, whose product is annotated as ribosomal RNA processing 12 homolog. The record is from RefSeq and is a predicted model, not a curated record. Lineage: Eukaryota; Metazoa; Chordata; Actinopteri; Syngnathiformes; Syngnathidae.